UUUACAUUUCACCAUCUUUAGAACAAAUGUUACACUAUGCAAUAUAUUGACAUAGGCGCUUUUAUUCUGAAGUUUUCCUCAUUACAAUAUGAUUAUGACGUAAUCGUUAGUGCUGCUGGCAGAAUACUAGUGGAAACUCCAAGGAAAUAUUUUCAAAAAUCCUAGGUACAGGGACGAUGAAGGUGAAAAUCAAGCAGUGGAACGGAGUAGCAUCCUGGCUUUGGGUGGCCAAUGAUGAAAACUGUGGGAUCUGCAGAAUGUCUUUCAAUGGUUGCUGCCCAGACUGUAAGGUUCCUGGAGAUGACUGCCCAUUGGUCUGGGGCCAGUGCUCUCACUGCUUCCACAUGCACUGCAUCCUCAAGUGGCUUAACUCCCAGCAGGUGCAGCAGCAGUGUCCGAUGUGUCGGCAGGAGUGGAAGUUCAAAGAAUGAGCUCACCUGGAAUGCAACGCUCGGAUGCCUUUCAAAGACUGAGACUAUUUCACCGGAUUUUAAUUUUCCCACGUGUACAUAAUGCUUUAUUAUUAUUUUUGUACAGUCUGAGGUCAUAGUUUGUAUUCUGUGGAGGGGUUUAAUCAGCGAAAAUGAAUGUGAAUAAAUGUAUGAUUUAAUCUUCAA
Esox lucius (northern pike) is the source of this 617-nucleotide messenger RNA. RefSeq names its product APC11 anaphase promoting complex subunit 11 homolog (yeast) (gene anapc11). The coding region runs from base 177 to 431 and encodes 84 amino acids. The record is from RefSeq and is a predicted model, not a curated record. Gene Ontology annotation, molecular function: cullin family protein binding; zinc ion binding; ubiquitin protein ligase activity. Gene Ontology annotation, cellular component: nucleus; anaphase-promoting complex. The transcript is spliced from 3 exons. Gene Ontology annotation, biological process: anaphase-promoting complex-dependent catabolic process; protein ubiquitination; positive regulation of mitotic metaphase/anaphase transition. NCBI's taxonomy places the organism in Eukaryota, Metazoa, Chordata, Actinopteri, Esociformes, Esocidae.